GUUGUGCAUUGCUUCACCAGAAGAACAUUUUUUGGGUAUCCCUUAACUAAAGCAGGUUCUGGUGUGCUCCAGCAGACUAAAGAUGUUUGUUUGAGGUUCUGCAGACCACGAAGUUCUACAACAGCUGCUGACACCUCUGGAGAGGACAUCUUACUCAAAUGGGGCCUUUUCCUGGUCCCUGUGACCACGUUCUGUCUCGGCACUUGGCAGGUUCAGCGACGAAAGUGGAAAUUAGAUUUGAUUGCACAACUGGCAUCAAGGAUUAAAUCAGAGCCCAUCCCUCUGACAUUAGACCCCGUGGAACUGAGGGAGCUGGAGUACAGACCUGUGAAGGUCCGAGGGCAUUUUGACCACUCCAAGGAGCUCUAUAUCCUGCCACGGUCACUCGUGGACCCUGAGCGAGAGGCCAGAGAGGCUGGGAGGCUGACUUCCCACCCAGAGAAUGGAGCAAACGUGGUCACUCCUUUCUACUGCACAGAGCUGGGGGUCACGAUUCUUGUCAACCGAGGAUUUGUGCCCAAAAAGAAAUUGAAGCCAGAGACGAGGCUGAAGGGACAGAUUGAGGAUGAAAUUGAUCUCACGGGGGUGGUGAGGUUAUCAGAAACACGGAAACCUUUUGUGCCUGAAAACAACAUUGAGAAGAACCGCUGGCACUACCGGGACCUGGAGGCCAUGGCGAGGGUGACCGGCGCCGAGCCCGUCUUCAUCGACGCAGAUUUCAGAAGCACAGUCCCAGGGGGGCCCAUCGGAGGCCAGACGAGGGUGAGCCUGAGGAACGAGCACAUGCAGUACAUUGUCACCUGGUAUGGCUUAUGUGCUGCAACUUCCUUCAUGUGGUACAGAAAAUUCAUACAGAAGAUACCUCUGUGAGGGGAAGGGCUGAUUUCUGCUCUACU
Merops nubicus (carmine bee-eater) is the source of this 896-nucleotide messenger RNA. RefSeq names its product surfeit 1 (gene SURF1). NCBI's taxonomy places the organism in Eukaryota, Metazoa, Chordata, Aves, Coraciiformes, Meropidae. The annotation marks the transcript as partial. The record is from RefSeq and is a predicted model, not a curated record. Gene Ontology annotation, biological process: mitochondrial respiratory chain complex IV assembly. Gene Ontology annotation, cellular component: mitochondrion; membrane. The transcript has 8 exons.